AUGCUCACGUUAGUGCGCCAAUCGUUGAUUGAGAAUCCCAUUAAAGCUUUCAAAACUUUUGCGCACGACACGACUGUCUUACUGGGUGGUUGGACUCCGGUCUUUUCCAUCAUCGUCGCCUCGUUCCUAAGCAGCCAGCUGAAGGUGAAGGUCCCUAUCGGAGCGGUUGCAUUUCUGGAAGCUGGUGGUCUUGCUACCUACAACUCCCAGCUGUCAGCUUUACUGGCCUGCGUCGUCUUGAGUACCGCAUUCGGUAAUAUGGCGUUGUCAGCGCCCUGGGACGUAUCUAACUCGAGAGCAGACGUUUCGGUCAUUCUACUUCGCGCCAUAUACAGGGAGGCACUCCUCCGCCCCCGGGUCGUCCAACCGGCAUUUACUGGUCUAUUAAUCACUCUAGCCGCGAAUCUACAGUACCUCUUCGGAGCCGGAUCCUACACAUCACUCUUGGACGCAAUCCUACAGGCUUUCCAGUCUCUCACCGCAGCUCUCGUAUCCAAAUGGUCGCUUUAUCCGGUCCGGGAUCCAGCAAAAUGUUUACUAAAUGAUGUGCAGGGUAUCACUAAAGUGGGCGAUAAGAGCGAUGGUAAAGGGCCUGAGAUGCCGAGAGGACGCGGUGCGGCACAAGGAGCAAGUUCAAAGCUGUCGACCAUGGAAAAAGACUCCAAAGACUCCAGUAAGCUUUCGCGGGACGGCUGGGAGCUCAUAGAGAAAGCAGGUGCAGCCAAGAAUGAUGCGAACACUAUCACAGACGAGGAAAAGCAUCAGCAGGCAUUGCUCCAUGAAGUGUUCCGUCUCAUCAACGAAUGCAAGGAGCGCAAGAAUGUCGACUGGGAUGGAGCCAUAGCCGUCUUGGAGAAAGGCCAGAAAGACGGCAACACCUGGGUGACAUAA
Messenger RNA from Pyrenophora tritici-repentis Pt-1C-BFP, 891 nucleotides. RefSeq lists its product as uncharacterized. NCBI's taxonomy places the organism in Eukaryota, Fungi, Ascomycota, Dothideomycetes, Pleosporales, Pleosporaceae. The record is from RefSeq and is a predicted model, not a curated record.